Messenger RNA from Sporothrix brasiliensis 5110, 5028 nucleotides. Its product is annotated as endoribonuclease Dicer. Gene Ontology annotation, cellular component: cytoplasm; RISC complex; nucleus. Gene Ontology annotation, molecular function: ATP binding; ribonuclease III activity; RNA binding. The transcript has 3 exons. The record is from RefSeq and is a predicted model, not a curated record. NCBI's taxonomy places the organism in Eukaryota, Fungi, Ascomycota, Sordariomycetes, Ophiostomatales, Ophiostomataceae. Gene Ontology annotation, biological process: siRNA processing. The coding region runs from base 1 to 5028 and encodes 1675 amino acids.
AUGGCUCCCGCACCGCUGGGCAGUGGCGGCAUCGACGAUACCGGGACUUCAGACUUUUCGUUCGCAUCGAGCUUCGUCUCCGACCAGCUCGCUCAGUUGGCAAUGGCUGGGACGAAGCCCAUGCCGAAGCCGCUGUCAGUCGUCUGCCCCAACAUCAUAGAAAGUGAGGAUGCAGUCACGGCCAAACCGCUGCCGACCAAUGCACACCAUCCGCUGCCUGCGGAUCUUGUGUCAGACGGAACCGCGUCCGGCGACGUUACCGACGACGACGAGGCGAACGGUGAUGGGGAGGAGGAGGAGGAGGAUCUGCCGGCCUUGGCGCCGGCUGCUGCGCAGGUGGCGUUCAGCCUCUCGCAGAAGAAGCGGGCCGACUACGAUGCUUUCGACUCAUGGCUGUCGCAGAAUCGAGACAGCAUCACCAAGACCACCAAAACAAUGGCUGCGGCACUCUGCGACGAGGACAAGACGGCGGCUGCCCUCGUGCGCGAGUUUGAGAGCGCCAAGAUCAUCGAGAGUCCUCGCGACUACCAGAUCGAGCUGUUUGAGAAGGCCAAGCAGAAGAACAUCAUCGCCGUUCUGGAUACUGGCUCCGGAAAGACGCUGAUUGCGGCCCUUUUGCUUCGGCAUAUGAUCGAACGCGAGCUUGACGACCGCGAAAACGGACGGCCCCAUCGCGUUUCCUUCUUCCUGGUCGACAAGGUGGCCCUCGUCUUCCAGCAGCACGCCGUUCUCGAGUGCAACCUCAGCCAGCCCGUCGCCAAGUUUUCGGGCGACAAGUCAGAUAUGCGUUGGUCGUCCAAGGACUUUUGGGACGCGACACUCCAGGAGCACAUGGUCAUUGUGUGCACGGCUGACAUUCUCCUCAAAUGCCUCCACCACUCGUACAUUUGCAUGGACCAGAUCAGCCUACUCAUCUUUGACGAGGCCCACCAUACAAAGAAGAACCACUCGUAUGCGCGCAUAAUCAAGGACUUUUACCCCUUCCGGGACAUCCCAGAGCGCGGCCGGCGGCCCAAGAUCUUUGGCAUGACCGCAUCGCCUGUCGAUGCGCGCACCAAUGUCACGCAGGCUGCCCAAGAACUCGAAGCGUUGCUACAUAGCGAGAUUGCGACAAUCGCCCAUAACAAUCUGCUGCACGACAUUUCCAAGCCCAAGAAGGAGCGCAUUGUGCACUACCACACGGCCCUGGUCCAACACGAGUCAAACCUCAUGCGGCGGCUCCGGCAGCUCGUGGGCAACCACAAGCUCUUUGCUCGCAACUUCCAGUACGCGGACGCCAACCUCUCGGUGCUGGGGCCUUGGAUCAUCGACCGCUUUUGGCAGAUCCUGUUCCGCACCGAGGAACUCGCUAAACAGGAGGCGAAGGCCGAGAUUGAGAGGCAGCCCGACGCGGAGGGUGCGGGACGGAACCCCCUCAAGCUCGACGGUCUCGGCGACGAGCCCGUGCAGUACAACUCUAAUGUGGUAGCUGUGCGGGACGCCAGUCGUUUCGUGGAGCUGUACCGCUUCAUGCCGCCGAGUAUGGCCCAGUUGUCGAACAAAGUUCAGCGGCUGCACGACGCCCUUUUUGACGUGUUCACGCGGUUCAGCGGUCAGAAGACGCGGUGCAUCGUCUUUGUAGAGCAGCGCUACACAGCCACCCUUUUGGCUGACCUGUUCCAACAGGAGCAAAUGAAGAUCCCAAACCUUCGGACCGGCGUCUUGGUCGGCGGCGGAUCCAAGGACAUGGGCAAGAACACGUUCCGCACGCAGCUGCUGACCAUCUCCAAGUUCAAGCGUGGCCAGGUCAACUGCCUCUUCGCGACAUCCAUUGCUGAGGAGGGCCUGGACAUUCCAGACUGCAACCUUGUCAUCCGCUUCGACCUAUACCGCACCAUGAUCCAGUAUAUUCAGUCGCGCGGGCGAGCCCGGCACCAGGAGUCGACAUACAUCCACAUGGCCGAGCUCGGCAACGUGGAUCACCGCCGCCUGCUCGCGGAGAACAAGGCCAGCGAGAACAAGAUGCGCGACUUUUGCAACGCGCUGCCGGAAAACCGCAAGCUGGAGGGAAAUGAUAUUGACAUGGACUACUUUUUGCGCGACAAGACAGACCAGCAAGUGUAUGUUGUGCCGUCCACCCAGGCGAAGCUGACGUACCGGUCCAGUCUGGUCAUCCUGGCCCAGUAUGUGUCGACGCUCCCCGAGCCGAGCGAGGGAGUGCCGAAGCCCGAGUACUCUGUGUUUUGCACCGCCGACGGCUUCGUCUGCGAGGUGAUGUUACCAUCGUCUUCGCCCAUCCGCCAGGCGACCGGCCGACCCCAUAGCCGGAAGCAGGUCGCCAAGUGCGCGGCGGCCUUUGCCAUGUGCCUCAAACUGUACGAAAAGAAGUACAUUGACAAGCAUCUGCACCCCAUCUUUGCGUCCCGGCUGCCUGCCAUGCGCAACGCGCGGCUGGCCGUCAGCUCCAAGAAGCAGGCCCAGUACACGAUGCGCGUCAAGCCCGAGACAUGGUCGGUCCUCGGCAUGCCGACGCAGCUGUAUGCUUCGAUUCUCUCGCUCACCCACCCGGAAUCCCUGGACCGUCCCUCACGCCCGCUCGUGUUCUUGUCUCGGCACAAGAUGCCUCUGCUCCCCGAGUUCCCCUUGUUCUUUAGCAAAGGCCGGGCCUCGAAGGUCCGCUGCGUCCCCGUGGACAUUCCUAUGCAGCCUACCCCGAACGAGAUGGAGGCGCUCGCUGCGUAUACCCUUCGCGCAUUCUAUGAUGUUUUCAGCAAGGAAUACGAGGGCACGGCUAAGGACAUGCCGUAUUUCAUUGCCCCGUACAGCGAGCCCACGCACGACGUCGUGCUGCGGGACAAUAGCACCUGCCCUGAUGGACGCUCGAUCUUGGACUGGGCUAGCAUCCACCACGUCGCCGCACAGAUUGAGAGAAUUACGUGCCAGGGCGACGAGCCCGAUUCGUUUUUCGAAAACAAGUUUGUGUCGGACCCCUUUGACGGCUCGCGCAAGUUCUAUUUGCGGCACGUGCGGCGCGAUAUGUCGGCGCUCGAUCCGGUGCCCGAGGGUGCGCCGGCGCCAAAACACCGCGCUUGGAACCGGCCGGACACGGUGCGCAACAUUUUAAACUACAGCGUGAGCCUGUGGUCCAAGUCGCGGGUCAACACGCCGAUCCGGCAAGACCAGGUUGUUGUGGAGGCGGAUAUCAUAUACCAGCGCCGCAACCUGCUCGACGAGCGUGUGUUCCUCGACGAUUUUGGACCUAGCCGGUGCUUUAUUGUCCUGGAUACACUUCGUAUUUCGCCGAUCCCUGUUGAUUCGAUUUCCAUGAUUUUCAAUUUGCCGCCCAUCGUCCACCGCAUUGAGUCGACGCUCAUUGCGCUGGAGGCCGCGGCCGUGAUUGGGUUGCCUAGUAUCCACCCCGGCCUCGCACUGGAAGCGUGCACCAAAGACUGUGACGUUUCCGACGACGCGGGCGCGACCGAGACCGCCAUUAACUUCCAGGCCGGCAUGGGCCGCAACUACGAACGGCUCGAACUGCUGGGCGACUCGUUCCUAAAAAUGGCCUCUACGAUUGCACUCUACACGCUCGCCCCGGACAAGAAUGAGUUUGAAUACCACGUGGAGCGGAUGUGCAUGAUCUGCAAUAAGAACUUGUUCAACAAUGCGCUCGAGAUAGGGCUUGAGGAGUACAUCCGCUCCAAAGAGUUUGACCGUGCUUGGUACCCGCCCGUUGUGGAUGAGGCAGAGAAGCUAGCAGCAGAGGCGGCGGCCAAGACUGGCACACCCGACGAAAACGGCAAAACACCCACCGCACUGCACGGCUUGAUUCUCAAGAAAGGAAGAAAGCAGCAAGAGGGUAGCUACCAUGCGCUGAGUGACAAGAGCAUUGCCGAUGUGUGCGAGGCCAUGAUUGGCGCCGCCUACCUCACCACAUACGAGGAGCGUGACUUUGAUUUGGCCGUCCAGGCUGUGUCUGUUGUGGCCAAGAGCAAGUUCCACCCCAUGAGAACCUACAAGGAGUACUUUGCAGCCUACGUCCUGCCGGAGUGGCAGACAGCACCCGCCACCGCCGCCCAGGUGCAUAUGGCCAAAGCCGUGGCGCGUGACGUUGGCUACACCUUUACGUACCCGCGCCUGCUGCGCUGCGCCGUCAUGCAUCCGUCGUACCCGCGCGUGUACGAGCAGCUGCCGAGCUACCAGCGCCUCGAAUUCCUGGGCGACUCCCUUUUUGACAUGGCCGCGGUCGAUUACCUCUUCCACAAGUACCCGGACAAGGACCCGCAGUGGCUGACGGAGCACAAGAUGGCCAUGGUGUCGAACCAGUUCUUGGGGACGCUGAGCGUCACGCUCGGCUUCCACAAGCACCUGUUGUCGUUCACGGGCGACCUGCAGAAACAAAUCAUGGAAUACGUGGCCAAGAUCGAGGACGCGCGCGCGCGCGCCGAGGCCGAGGCCAUCGCCGCCGGCAAGCCCAGCACCGCGUUUGCGCGCGACUACUGGGUGCACGUCACGCGGCCCAUCAAGGUGCUGGCCGACGUGCUCGAGGCUUACAUUGGCGCCAUCUUUGUCGACUCGGGCUACGACUACUACGGCACCGUGCUGCCGUUUUUCCACCGCCACGUGCUGCCCUACUUUGAGGACAUGGCGCUCUACGACACAUUUGCCAACAAGCACCCCGUUACCUUUGCCGUCAAUGUGCUGACGCAGCGCUUCGGCUGCCGUGACUGGCGCGCCGUCGUGCAAGAGACGCCCGACAACGAGGGCGAUGGGUGCGUGACGUUUGCGACCAAGGUGGCCGCAGGCUUUCUGGUGCACGGCCGUGUGCUUGGCCACGGUAUAGCAGAGAGUGGCCGGUACGCCAAGAUUGCGGCUGCCAAGCAGGCACUGGCGAAACUGGACAGCCUGGGUGUCGAGGCGUUCCGGGCCCUGACUGGGUGCGACUGUCGUGUCGAGGCGGAAGCGGAAACCGUCGCCGAAGUCAUGGCCCAGGAAGCUGAGGUCGGUGACAGUGACCGUGCUGCGGCAGCAGCAGCCUCUACUGCAGUGUGA